AAACGGAGUGAUUGUUACUACAAACGCAUACAAUUAUCUUUUCAACAAUUCCGAUGAUUUACAAAAUGAAAUUGAAAAGAUAGAGAAAAUAGCAUGGUCUGAAAGAAGAGAAUUACUGCAAAAGUGUUGCCAAGGAGUGAGUGAAAAGUUUGCAAAACAAGAAUUACCGCAACUUAUAAGAGAAGAAAUUGAGACAAAUUUGUUAACAAUUUUCGGAGAAAACUUUGAAUCAAUUCGUUUUGCCGUCCGUUCGUCGGCUUUAAGCGAAGACUCGGAAGAGAUGUCAUCCGCCGGACAAAUGACCACAAUUUUAGGCGUUAAAGGCAUUGAAGACAUUAGUAAUGCUGUUAUGAAGUGCUGGUCGUCUCAGUUUGAAUUCGUUGCC
Molecule: messenger RNA, 385 nt
Organism: Oppiella nova
Lineage: Eukaryota; Metazoa; Arthropoda; Arachnida; Sarcoptiformes; Oppiidae
Source: the annotation of a GenBank genome assembly